GUUUUGGACAAAACAAACCCCUCAGCACAGACAGCUCUCAUCUGGUGAUCUUGGAGAAGUUCAGACCAGAUCAGAUCACCAGGAACGAAAGAGAUGACUUUCGGGACAUCAUCGACGCAAGCUUACGGUGAGACCUGGUACUGGAACAACCGCUACGCCAACGAAUCAGGACCCUUCGAUUGGUACCAGAAGUACCCUUCCUUAGCUCCCCUCAUUCGCCUCUACGUCCCACACAACCAUCAACGGAUCCUCGUCGUCGGCUGCGGUAACUCAGCAUUCAGUGAAGGAAUGGUGGAUGAUGGAUACGAGGAGGUAGUGAAUGUAGAUAUAUCCUCUGUGGUCAUCAAAGCUAUGCAAAACAAGUAUCAAAGUCGUCCACAGCUAAAAUAUGUAGAAAUGGAUGUUAGAGAUAUGGGUACUUUUGAAGCAGGUUCCUUUGAUGCUGUAAUUGAUAAAGGUACCCUGGAUUCUAUCUUGUGUGGUAAUAAUUCCCGUGGGAAUGCUACUCGAAUGCUUGAGGAAGUUGGGAGGUAUAAUGAGACAUGGUGAUGCUAUGACUGUUUUGUAAAUCAUUAAUUUGUGUUUUCCCUUGAUAUGUUCACCAUAUAUUGAAGCAGUUGAUAACAAACUAUAGGGUGCUCAAGGAUAACGGAGUCUAUAUUCUGGUACUUAUAAUUCUCUCUAUUUCUCUGACUAUGCCUUUGUUGCUUCAUUGCUUCUCCAUUUUUACGAUCCUUCUCUAUCAAAAUCUUCUUUUGGGUAUAAAUGUGAUGUGAUUCUUUAUUCAGUUUUAAACUUGCUAUGUGUGUUUCCAUCUGAUACUGAUCUUCUAAGUGCUGCAGAUAACAUAUGGAGCUCCAUCAUAUCGUCUCCCCUUGCUGAAGGAAUCGUCCUUAUGGAGCAUAAAAUUACACGUGAUAGGUUGAUUAAAUUCUUAUUCUAAUUCAUAUAUUGUUGACAUCACUCCUGUUUUGCUCUAAUUUAUGUAGGGAUAUAUAUUUCAGUGGUUUGGUUGGGAUCACUACCUUGUUCUGAUUGUUUUCUCCUCCUUUUGUAGCUUAUGAAGUCCUCUCCUAAAUGACAUUUGCCAGAACUUUCUUAGCUUUAAAUCUGCAUAAAGUAUAAGGAAAAAGGAAAUCAAUCCCGAGCAGAAGUUUUAAAGAAAAAAAAGUGCAUGAUUGUUAUUUCUUUCUCUCUCUUUUUCUCUUUUCUUGUUGGAAAAUUGUUAUUGCUUUGUUUGGUAGUUUUGGGGUAGGAGAGAAUGGUAGGUGUUAUGUAGUUUAAAUGGCACAUUAUGUUUGGAGCGGCAGACUGGUAGAGUUAUUUCAC
Molecule: messenger RNA, 1329 nt
Organism: Rubroshorea leprosula
Lineage: Eukaryota; Viridiplantae; Streptophyta; Magnoliopsida; Malvales; Dipterocarpaceae
Source: the annotation of a GenBank genome assembly